Molecule: messenger RNA, 2920 nt
Organism: Stylophora pistillata
Lineage: Eukaryota; Metazoa; Cnidaria; Anthozoa; Scleractinia; Pocilloporidae
Source: RefSeq, a predicted model, not a curated record
UCUAACUCGAAACUUGUUGCAUUGAUCGCCAAGUCAAGGAUCUUUUGAACUCAUUAAUUAUAUCGAUCUCCACGAACUAGAGGACGUAGAGGCAGCACAUCACAGUUUUAUCCGUAAGAAAGGAAAGGGAUAAGUCAAGAGAGGGCAAUGUUGCUUUCUGCGAGGACGGCUGCACUGAAUAAAGUGUUUGUUGACAUGAUCUCCGUGGGCCGUUUCCAAGUGUUUAGUUGGUGACAAGAACAAUUCCAGAUGUUCUCUUUUAGGGAGGUUGAAAAAAAUCAUGCAGCAUAAUAUCUAAACGAUGAAGACAAACCUAUGUUUGUGAGUCAAGAAUGAUGAUGAGGAACAGUAACACAAGUAGGGUCUCAAGACAACUACACUUUGCAAAUGGUUUUCCACCAAAAGGUCUGGUGCAGGCUGCAGUUCCCUUCCAACAGUCGACAUACACAGUACCAGCUGUCAAGCACUAUGUCAGCUUGGAUGAAGUUUCACCUGGCCGAAUUAGAAGAACUCAGCGGACAAUUCCACCUCUGGCAAUGGGGCGUGGUCAGUUCUGUAGUAUCAGAGCUAGACCUGAAGAUGAGCGAUAUAAGAGGAGACCAGACCCACUCAAAUUACCAAAGCCAGCUGAGAAGACUGGAUUUUCUGCUUCACAAAUUAAGCAUGCUAAGCCAAGAAUUUUGAGAGCAUGUCGUUCAACAGAGCCAGCAUCUCCCUCUCCUGUUUCUACUCCAGUCUAUGAUAUGAAAUAUUUAACCAGGAGAACAGCUCAUUCCACUCCACCAAACAGGCGCCAUGAAAGUGAUCUGGAAGAUGACUUCGUACUUCCAAAAGAACUGAACUUCAAAAACAACAAAAUUAUAUCUGAUGUUGAAAAACAAACAAUUCAGGCAGAGCUUGCCGGGCUUGAGGAAGUCUAUCAACGAGUGUGUCAUGGAAGAAUAGAGUCUUUACACAGUCUGGUGUAUCCUUGUCGAAGAGAUACCAAAAGAGGUUUGGUGCAGUACAUAAACACCUCUGCCCCAGUGCAGCUGAGGAGUCCAAAGAUUUCUCAUUACUCCAAGAAAGCAUCUGCUGCUAAAAGUCUGAAACAUAAAGAGGAAACUGAAACAGCUGAAACAAAUGGUAUUAAAGAGACAAACAAUGAGGAAUUACAGGAAUCUACUUCUGCUCCUGAUAUAGAAAGCAAGCAAGAGAACAACAAUCGACCAAUUCUGAUCCCUCUUCCAUAUAUCAGAUCAGAUGUCAGUUUAACAGCAAUUGCAAAACAGCAACAUCAGACCUACCAUGUACCUCAUAUAUAUAGCAGUAGGAAUACCCAUGCAGCCUUGAGGCAGCCCUCUACACUCAAUAACACUGCAGUACCUGCUGUCAUAAACAUUAAUCCAAUGAGCAUACCACAGCAGCCUCACCCAGGAGCAAAGAAUGGCACACCUACUAGCAGUGUAGUCACGGUAACUGUAACAAACAAGUUCAGCAGUAAUGCAGCAAAUGCUGUUCCAGAAGCAGCUGAAGGUCACAAUUCUAUUCCUGCUCCUUUUGUCUCCCCUAGUCCUUGUAAAAGAACUACACCCAAUCAGACACCAGCAACACCAGCAUUGGUUGAUGUAGGGAUUGACUUGUUAAAUAAACUGGAUGUGGAAAGUGUGGACUCUGAAGUAGAUUAUCCUGCUCAGAAUGUUACGGAAAGCUUGACCAAUAAUCAGGGAGAAGAAACGACAGCUUCAAAUCAUACAGGAGAUGAUGCUAGCAAAAAUCUUGCUGAAGAAAUGGUGGCAAGCCAAAUUAGGCUAAGUGUCACCACAAUAGGUGGCCUAGAAGGAGGUGUGGAAAUUUUUGAUUAUACCAAAAGAGACAUUGAGAGUGAACAACAAGCUGCAAAACAUCUUGAGGAGCUGAACCAAAUUGGAGAGAAACAUAUUAAAGAGUACAGUGAUCUUCUUGAGGAGCAUCAGCAUAUUUUGGAUGAGGUCAAGCAACUUGAACAAGAACUUCACAAAGAGUAGACUCACUAGACAGUUGUUUUUUCAGAGUAUCACAAGAAUUAAUCAAAACACAGUCUCCUGUGAGUAGAUUGGUUUGUCAGCCAUCAGCCUCAAUCACCUUGGCUAGAUUUAAUUUUUUUUUUUAUUUGCAUCUGAGAAUUUUUACUGAAAGUAACUUUUUUGCCCUGGAUCUAUCUGGCUCCUACCCCCCACCCCUUUUGUAUAUUCAGCACCUGCAGUAUAGAAAUUAGGAAAUAAUUUAUUUUGACCUUAAUCUCACAAAACACUGGGAAACUUCAUUCAGCUCAAGGAGAUAAUGUCUCCUUGCAUUGAUACCCUAAAGCUUUGAUUAUCAGCUAAUUAUUAUUAAUGUCCAAUUGUUAAAAAACUUUAGCACAAUAUUUUUUGUUUUUCUUUCAAAAGCUCUGUUAAUUAGGCAGUGGAAUAAAAGCGCAAUUAAAAAUGCUUUACAAUGCUUUACAUUUAUAAUACAAAUCAAAGACAACUUUUUCUAAAUCACAAAAUAAUUUUAAUACUUAAAAUGGAAUUAGUUGUAGGAACCUUUAGAGUUCAUGGCAAGAGUUAUUUGUUGAAGGAAAUUUUCCAAUUUCAAGGUGUGGAUUAGCCAUUGUUGAUCAGGAUGACCAUCUCAUGUUUGAUACAUAAAUUGAAGGCAGCAAAUGAGACCCAAAAAAGACUUAGCAACUGCUAAAUGGUUGAUGAGAUGAUUAAUGAAAUUUGCAUCCCUCUUUUUGUAUAUAAAGAGAUACUGAAUCACAUUUUGAGAAAAAAAUUGCACUACCAUGCUAGUUACCAUAUUAUGGUAUCAAAUACCAAAUUUAAGAUGGCAUGAAUGAAUAGUAUCUCAGCACGGAUCUCCUUUGUAUUAUUUAAGACAGUUGAGUAACAAAUUUGCAAUAAACUGUGUGACAAUG